Molecule: messenger RNA, 771 nt
Organism: Pichia kudriavzevii
Lineage: Eukaryota; Fungi; Ascomycota; Pichiomycetes; Pichiales; Pichiaceae
Exons: 1
Coding region: 1-771 (256 amino acids)
Biological process (GO): mitochondrial electron transport, ubiquinol to cytochrome c
Cellular component (GO): membrane
Molecular function (GO): 2 iron, 2 sulfur cluster binding; quinol-cytochrome-c reductase activity
Source: RefSeq, a predicted model, not a curated record
AUGCGAGUUACAGGUGAGUGGGUUCUUUUUGAGAAAUUCAAAGUGGUUGAGACGGUACAGACAUUCUUUACAGUUAAUGUUGGUCUGACUAGUACAUACACAUACAAAGCAUUUCGAUCAUCGCAAGCAAUGUUGUCUAGACUAUCAAUUAGAUCUGCAAAGAGUGUCUCUUUUGUUAGAGGUAUCUCAUCCACUGUUCCAGCACUCAAGUCUACCUAUGACUCUCCAGAUUUCUCUCACUACUUGAACAAAUCCAAGGGAUCCAAUGACAAAUCCAGAGAUUUCACCUAUUUCAUGGUUGGAUCUUACGGUCUAUUGGGUGCAGCAGCAGCAAAGUCCACCGUCGAGGCAUUCUUGAGUACCAUGAGUGCAUCUGCCGAUGUUCUUGCUAUGGCAAAGGUCGAGGUUAAGUUAAAUGCCAUCCCAUUAGGUAAGAAUGUUGUUGUUAAGUGGCAAGGUAAGCCUGUUUUCAUCAGACAUAGAACACCUGCUGAAAUCGAAGAAGCUAAUGCCGUAGAUAUCUCCACCUUGAGAGACCCUCAAGCGGAUUCCGAUAGAGUCAAGAACCCAGAAUGGUUGAUCAUGUUGGGUAUUUGUACCCAUUUAGGUUGUGUCCCAAUUGGUGAAGCCGGCGACUUUGGUGGUUGGUUCUGUCCUUGUCACGGUUCCCACUAUGAUAUAUCCGGUAGAAUCAGAAAAGGUCCUGCUCCAUUAAACCUGGAAGUCCCAGAAUAUGAAUUUGCUGAUGAAGAAACUUUAGUUGUUGGUUAG